Molecule: messenger RNA, 2936 nt
Organism: Polyodon spathula (Mississippi paddlefish)
Lineage: Eukaryota; Metazoa; Chordata; Actinopteri; Acipenseriformes; Polyodontidae
Product: kelch-like protein 1
Exons: 11
Coding region: 114-2264 (716 amino acids)
Molecular function (GO): protein binding
Source: RefSeq, a predicted model, not a curated record
UGAUUAUUAACAUUGGUCUGUAGCCACAUGUGUCUAACUGACUGAAAAUCAAGCUAUGCCUUGAAAGAAGAAUUGAACCUUCUGUAUAUCAUAAACAAACAUUCAUUUUGAAAAUGUCAGCUUCGGGAAGAAAAGAAUUUGAUGUAAAACACAUCCUGCGCUUGCGAUGGAAACUUUUCAGCCAUCCAUCGCAAACCUCAGCCAGUAGCUGCCUUCCUCAGGACAGUUUUGAGCACUGGGGGCCAAGCCAGACUCGGCAAAAGAGCCAUGGUCAUGAGAGAAGUGUUUUUCGGAAAAAGUCUGGUGAUGUAAAUGGUUCGCUGUUUUUCUCUCCCAGAAAUGGUAGACAUGGGAAUGGUGAUAAUGAACAGCAGCAGACUACGUUUUAUGUGGAAGCAGUUGGGGAGAUGUCCAGAAUGGAAUUUACACAGGAGGUCAAGCCCUUUGUUCAAGAAGCCAAAGAGGAAGAAGCUGACUCAGACUGCAGUGAAGGGACUGGAGAGGGUUGUGGACAAAGAUUGUCUAUGGCCAGUUGGCCCUUGACACCCCAAACUGAUAUGGACUCUGCCAAUCCCGAGGAGUUUUUCCAAUCUGUGCAGCAUGCUGAGCAAACUUUCAGAAAGAUGGAGACCUACUUAAAGCAGCAGCAGCUGUGUGAUGUGAUUCUGAUUGCUGGAAAUCGCAAAAUACCGGCUCAUAGACUCGUUCUAAGUGCUGUGUCAGACUACUUUGCUGCCAUGUUCACAAAUGACGUGUGUGAAGCCAAACAAGAAGAAAUCAAAAUGGAGGGGAUUGACCCUAAUGCACUCUGGGAUUUGGUGCAGUUUGCAUACACAGGUUGUCUGGAACUGAAAGAAGAAACUAUUGAGAAUCUGUUGGCAGCGGCAUGCCUGCUCCAGCUCUCAAAGGUAGUUGAUGUUUGCUGUCGCUUCCUAAUUAAACUUCUGCAUCCGUCAAACUGCCUCGGAAUUCAUGCUUUUGCUGAUGCUCAGGGCUGUACUGAACUCAUGAAGGUGGCUCAUAACUACAGCACGGAAAAUAUCAUGGAGGUUAUAAAAAACCAGGAAUUCCUGCUGCUUUCUGCAGAUGAAAUCCUUAAACUUCUUUCCUGCGAUGAUGUCAAUGUUCCUGAUGAGGAGUCAAUAUUCCAUGCCCUUCUGAUGUGGGUGAAACAUGAUGUGCAAAGGUGUAAAGACCUUAGCAUGCUGCUUGCCUACAUUAGACUGCCACUUCUUCCGGCUCAGAUUCUGGCAGAUCUGGAGAAUAACAUUCUCUUCAAAGAUGACCUGGAAUGUCAAAAGCUUAUCUUGGAAGCAAUGAAAUAUCAUCUCCUGCCUGAAAAAAGACUUCUAAUGCAAAGUCCACGGACCAAACCAAGGAAGUCUACAGUUGGAGCACUGUAUGCAGUAGGAGGGAUGGACAACAACAAAGGUGCAUCAACCAUCGAAAAAUAUGACCUGAGAACAAAUUCUUGGACACAGGCUGGGAUGAUGAAUGGCAGAAGGCUGCAGUUUGGAGUAGCUGUCAUUGAGGAAAAUCUGUACGUUAUUGGAGGGAGAGAUGGUUUGAAGACUUUAAACACUGUUGAAUGUUACAAUCUGAAAUCAAAGAAUUGGACCAUUGUAUCCCCCAUGUCAACUCAUAGACAUGGACUUGGAGUGACACUGUUAGAAGGCCCUAUUUAUGCUGUUGGAGGCCAUGAUGGCUGGAGUUACCUGAACACAGUGGAGAGAUGGGAUCCACAAAGUCAGCAGUGGACAUUUGUUGCAAGUAUGUCUACUGCCAGGAGCACGGCUGGAGUGGCAGCAUUAAAUGGAAAACUGUGUGCCGUUGGUGGCCGUGAUGGAAGUUCCUGCCUCAGUUCAAUGGAGUGCUAUGACCCUCACACUAAUAAAUGGAGUAUGUGUUCACCAAUGUCCAAGAGAAGAGGGGGUGUAGGAGUCGCAGCAUGUGAUGGUUUUCUAUAUGCGGUUGGGGGGCAUGAUGCUCCAGCUUCCAGUCAUUGCUCACGGCUUUCAGACUGCGUGGAGAGAUAUGACCCAAAAACAGACACAUGGACCAUUGUUGCACCACUAAACUUGCCUCGAGAUGCCGUCGGAGUAUGCCUUCUUGGAGAUAAGUUAUAUGCAGUUGGUGGAUAUGAUGGACAAACGUAUUUGAACACAAUGGAAUCAUAUGAUCCUGAGACAAAUGAAUGGAUAAAGAUGUCAUCACUGAACAUUGGAAGAGCUGGUGCAUGUGUUAUUGUUAUCAAGCAGCCUUAACAGUGUCAUUAUCAGGUGGCUAUACAGAAUGUACAAUGUGAAUUGCCCACAAUACUCAAGCAGGAGUAGGAGGGUUGAGGGGGGAUGAUGACCUAACUCAGAGUGCAGGAAUUGGGUUUAAAAACUGCAGAAAAUGAGUGGUCAUCUUGGUUGUAUCCUCUUCAUUUAAAAUUGAAUUACUUUGUGGUAAUUUGUAUGUACUUUAUAAUAGAAGCUUCUUGCGUUUCAAAUCUGUAAACAUCAGAGCCUUCUCCUUAUGUCUUUGGUACUUCUCCUUCUCUAACGCACAGGGGAUUGAUCUACCAGUUCACAAAGGAUAUGCAUCAUAAAAUGGCUUAAAUCAAGACAGUGUUAGCCUCUCUUUCUUUCAGUUCCUAUCAAUGGUUAUGUUUACAGCAGAAAUAAAAUGUUUGAUUGACCCUUCUUUAUAGUUAAUUCAAUUCAAGUGGUUUAAGAUAAAGUGGUUUUCACUGUAUUUAUAAAGGUGUACACAUUUUAAAAUGUUUUUAGUUAUAAGGCCAUCAUCUAUGAAAUGUCUAAGAAGUAUAGCAUACUUUUAUUUACAAAAUGUUUUUCCUAUGUUAUGUUAUUCUCACCAUUUUCAUCAACAAAAUUUGCUUGUGCACCAAGGCCUUAAGAAUCAUCCUUUCCCUAACCUAAGUUCCUCUCCAC